Messenger RNA from Armigeres subalbatus, 2343 nucleotides. RefSeq lists its product as uncharacterized. The coding region runs from base 241 to 2172 and encodes 643 amino acids. Gene Ontology annotation, cellular component: pericentriolar material; spindle pole; ciliary basal body. The record is from RefSeq and is a predicted model, not a curated record. Lineage: Eukaryota; Metazoa; Arthropoda; Insecta; Diptera; Culicidae. Gene Ontology annotation, molecular function: gamma-tubulin binding. Gene Ontology annotation, biological process: mitotic cell cycle; microtubule nucleation. The transcript has 3 exons.
UUUUGAGCGUGUGUAUUUUAUGCUCUCUCGAGUUUUGCGCGGUGAGAGCGAUGUCAAACAAAAAUUAAAAACCCUCCUUGCACAAACGGUCGCAGAAAUCGUUUUUGCAAAGUGAAAAUACGGAAAAGACCAAUAAAAUUGCAUUAUUAUUAAGGUUUCUUUUCUUGAAGAGCAAGUGAAUUUCUGAUAAGUCGUUGAUUUUGGUUGGUGUAAUGAGAAAAGGUUAAAACAAUUGAAAAAAUGAACGAAAUUCUAUCAUGUGCCAAGAACACGCAACUGCAUUCGUUCCCGUCGUUGGAAGUGCUCGGAAUUGGCGCCCAUGCCAACGAUGGCAAGGACAGUAACGAAAGUGUUUGUCAGUUUUUCCCCCGUACAAAGCUCUUCCUGCGAACCAAUCGGAACUGGGGUCUCGAACUAAUGCGCAUAAAGGAUGUCGAAGGAAAACCAACAAUGUCCCACGUACAGAAACGUCCAAUUGACAAUCUGUACUGUGUGGCGUGCCCGAAAACUGGCUUAGAAGAAGUGGCGAUCGGUAUGACGUCCGGAUCGAUCCGACUGAUGAAUAUCAAAAACACAUCAGCCGGGUUAAAGCGGUUGGACACGGAUCGUCUAACCAAUGGGGUUAUUUUCAUGGAUUUUAGUGCUUCCGAUGAUUUUUUGGCGGCCGUAUACGAAAAUGGAACCGUGAACUUAUAUGGGACCAAAACCAAUAGCCGUGUUGGAUCGAUGACUUUUGACAAACACACAACCAAGGUUCGAUUCCAUCCUCUUAAAAGGUUCCUGCUAUCGGUAGCCUCGUACAAAGGUUCCGUAAUGCUCUACGAUACCCAGUCCAAAAAAAUUGUGUUCAAUCAAACGGAGGCACACACGGAGCCCUGCCGGGAUAUCGCAAUGACUGCUACUAAUUCCGACCUUUUGUUCACCGUCGGUUACGAUAAUCUGAUCAACAUCUACGACACGCGCAAGAAGCAAUCUUCCACCCAAAUUCGUUCCAACUAUCCGUUCGAAUCGCUGGACGUUUCGGAUUGUGGUGGUUAUUUCGCAGUGGGUAACCUUAAGGGCCAAAUUUACUGCUACGAUAUUCGGAACUUAGCGGAGCCGCUGAAAACCGCCAAAAUUCAUGACAGUAGAGUGAAUAGCAUUUCCUUCGUCCCAAAAUCCGUAGAAAAGGGAGGACAUCGUGUAAGUUUCGAUCCGAGGCAAGUUCCUAGUACCGCGGAGGUGACGGUUGCUGGGAAUAUCACAUCGACCACCACCGUGGUAGGAGAGCCGCCAUCUUUAACGAAACCCGAUCGCGACAGCUUCAUGAAUGAUAUUGAUGCCUUCAUGCAGAAACGAGAAUCGAUCGACUGCCUGGCAAGACUCAGCACGUCAUCGCGGAUGAGUACAGAGUCUCGCGGAAGCCUCAACAUGGGUGGUAACAAUUUGAUGGGCUAUUUGGAUGAUAUCUCAGAUAGUAACUUUGAUCCGGAUCAACUGGAUGGUUGCCAAGCGGAUGAAAGUUUCGUAAAUGUUAAUCGACUCAUCAAGAGAACUGCUGGAGUCAAGAAACAACCGUCAGUUGAUCGUACACACAAAUCUGCCAUUAAUCUGGAAAACAUACGAGAAGAAUCGGAUAUGGACAACACUCGUGCCUUAACGGAAAUUCAAGCUGAUUCUAAUUUAGAACCUCAACAAAGACCUGGUAGCGCUGGGAGUACAAAAAGAACUUCCAUUCGGCGCUCUGUUGACACAGAAAAUAAGGAGAAUCACGCCACUUCAUUGGACAAUACGAAUUCUAGUUAUGAACCUGCGGUCAAAACACCUUCAGACACUAGCGCACAUGGGGAGGAAAUGUCGACAUCCGUACAAGCCGCCUUCCGGGAGCUGAAGCUGGAGAUUUCAAAUUUGCGCCAUGAGUUGCGAGAGGAGAUGAAGGAUCACUUCUUUCAGAACCAGGUGGAUCGAAAGUAUACGGCAAUGGCAACGCGCAGUCAAAUUUGGAUGGGUUCGUUCAACCUGUGGAAGGAAUCGCAGAAACAGCUGGAAAGGAUCGAUGAGGUUACACAGACCGGAUUCGGAUUGCUGCUGACGAACGACGAGUUCACGCAACAGUUUAUGCGUCUUCAGAGAGAGAACGAAGAACUGAAAAGACGGAUUUCCGAAAUGGAGAAGGGUGGGGCUAAAAAAUAGUUGUUCUGUAAAUGAGAAGACAUUUUAGAAUACUGCAUUUAAAUUACGUUAUUGUUGAAGUAAAAGAAGUGUGAAUCAUAUGUGAGUGAAGAAGAAUCAUGCACACAAGCAGACAAUUUGAAAAGUCCGAACGAAAACAUUGCUUUAUAAAAUAUACAUUUUUUAAAAACA